This is a messenger RNA of Corythoichthys intestinalis (scribbled pipefish), 537 nucleotides long. RefSeq names its product transmembrane protein 238a (gene tmem238a). The record is from RefSeq and is a predicted model, not a curated record. The transcript has 3 exons. The coding region runs from base 144 to 458 and encodes 104 amino acids. Lineage: Eukaryota; Metazoa; Chordata; Actinopteri; Syngnathiformes; Syngnathidae.
GGGCGGGAAACAGGUAUGAAAUGCGGAAGUGAAAAACUGAAGGAAAAGAAGCUGGAAAGAAAGAUUGGAGACGACAAAAGAGGGAUUUGAUGCAGCGCAACUAACAACAUAUAACGAGCCAUCUCCCGCAACCUGCAGCCGACAUGGGCUUGUGUGACGGAUUGUCCCGCUGCAAACUGGCCCUGGCCUUCGCCGUGCUCUUGGAUGUGCUGGGGGCCGCCGCCCUGCUGGUGGGAGUAUUUGCCCCUCUGGAGGUGAAAGGUCGAGACUUCGGCGAUAUGCUCGUCUACAGCGGUGCUCUGUUGGUGCUGAUGUCGCUGGCCGGCUGGGUUUUGUGGUACAGCGGCAACAUUGAAGGCCUGACGUCCAAAAAGGAGCUGGGACACGUCGGCAGCGCCGUGGACCGUCUGGCACGCAACCUCAGUCGCAAGAUCCUCACGUACAGGAUCCACCGCUGAGUCUUCCGUUUUUUUUUUUUUUUUUUUUGUGCUUUACAUUUCAUAUUGUUACUCAAUGGUCUGCUGUUACAUUUCAAUA